CCUCGAUAUGUUGUAAAUGUCUGUGGCUUGCUUUCGAGUCAAAAUCUGACUUAUCACUUUAACAAGUAGUCUCCUGUGAUUAUAAAUACAUAGUGUGUCAUAUUUUCUUUGAUUUCAUCGCAUCGUUCGGCACGCUCUACCAGAGCCAUAGAAGCGAUUGUGAUAGAGAAACACCGUUGAAAGGCACCUUCCAUACAAUACAACCGUAUGAACACCCGAAAUUUCCUUUCCACACGUGCAGUCCAUACAGUAAACAAUUAACAAAGUCAGAAUGAGCAGUACACAGGAGUCUGUCGCCGCUGAACAACCAAAUUCGUCUGCCGUCACUCCCACCAGUGCAUCUCGUACCGUAUCCACAAUAGACAAUCCCGAGGAGGUAGCAACCGAUGUCCCCCACACAACUGACGAAAUCGCCACCGCCUAUCCCGCUUUGGCCGAUGUUGCGGAUGUACCAGUAGCAGCCCCUACCGAAACCGGUCAGAAUGGUUCUGUUCCUAGUAGUAGUUCACCCACUACCGCUGCAAUAGAAGGAGACAAGGAUGAGUCUGUACUCACAGAUACAGGGUCAGUCGACGAUAUCACAACCGAGGCGUCAAGUCCCCGGGGUAUGAACACGGGCGAUGCCAGCAUGAAACCCUCCGAGGGCAUCGGCAUGUCUGGGGACGAUAGUGAUCUUAUCAUAGCGGAGAUGAAGUCUGAAGAACCCGAAUCACCCACUAUGUCUAACCCUUCGCUUGUCGAGGUCAUGGCAACUGCUUCAACAGCAGGCACGGCUAGAGAUGCCACAGGCGUGGAUGAGAACGCGUCUGAUAUUGAUACUUCCUCGCAGAUCGGGCUGAUGCGCGAUGCUAUGCCGAGUGGUGGUAGUGAGACCGACGCAGCAACAGAUACGGUUGAAGGUACGGUUGAUACAGAGAACGCUGUUGAAUUGGCUACAGGCGGCGGUGCUAUACUUUUUAACGCUCAGCUACUCAAUGCCAACGAGGACAUGAAUGCUAAUGAACUCGGGUCCAAUAUGGCCAACAAGAGCCUCGCUAUGAAUCCCAGUACGACGGAGUCGGGUAUAUACCCUGUGAUAACCCCAGGAGCAGACAGUACUACAGCCUCGCAGUUGGGCUCGGACACGGUUGUGAUUGCAUCCACGACCUCCACUGUAGUGGCAUAUGGGGUUGUGUGUGCAAGGGGCAGCGACGCAUCAAACACAUCCGAUGUGGGCAGUACAGGCUCCGUGAUUGAUAAAGGUGCCACACUAGAUUUGGUGGACCGCUCGGGCUCAGGUAUCUCUCAACGAGCCAUGGCUCUGGCGGGCGGGAGGGCGGCCUCGGGUAUAGAGAAUGCCGACGACUUGGCCCGCAGUCAUGUGUCGUAUAGAGACCAAGUGCCUGUGGUGGUGCCUGGUGAUGAGGAUGCGGAAGCGUACAAGAAGAGCCUGCACCUGCUCAGUCAGGCGAGGAAGCGACAUACGCUGCAGUCAUUGCAUGCUGUCCAGCUGACGGGCGUUCUGCCUGUCACCAAGCAAUUGCAAAAGACGGUCGACCAGGCGCAGAAGAGCAGCCAGAAGAUACAGGCCCGUAUGGAGAAGCACGCGCUCGCAGAGGCCAAACAACGCGACGACGAAAUCACCGCACUCGAGAAACGGCUGAACAAGGCUCUGACGUACUUUAGCAAGCAGAUGUAUGCCGACGAGGCUGCCAAGGGAGUGGCGGGGGAAUCUCGUACACUGGAGGAGAUUGAGAUAGAGACACGGCGUAUCAAGUGGCCGCAGAUCAGCGAGUACGAUCGGUUGCUGAGCCACAGGCACCUGGAGGAUAUGAAGUUUCUGUACCGUGUGCGACUGCUGGACUACACAUCCGUCUACGAGCAAGUGCACGCGUCCGAAUGGCAUGAAGUGGACAAGAUCGAAGACCGGGAGUGGAAUGACCUGGACAAAGAGUGCAACCUGAACCUCAAGGCCCUCGAGAAGGACUUGAGUUGGGGUUUGAUGUCCAAGAUAACGGGCAAGAAGACAGUGGAUGGUGUGAAGCUGACACGCGCCGAAUUGGAGACGGCCGCGGAGGAGAAGAAGAACCAUUUGACCGCGCAACAGGAGGUACGGUGUGACGAGUUACGGGAGAUGCAGAAGAGCAGGUGUACAAAGCUGGCCGAGGGACAGGAGAAGACGGUGCAGGAUCUGGUGAUCACGCAGACGGAGGCGAUGAAGAGCUUGGCGGUGGACACUAUAGUGUAACGUUUCAGGGAUACGGACCGAGGUCACAGUAGUCGCAACAGGGGUCAAGGUGUGACGAUGCAAGGGCGAUACACAAGAGCACAAGUGCACAGCUGGCGGAGGGACAGAGGGGUUUGUGUGUGGGUUGGUUAACACGCUGACGAGAUGAUGAAGGCUUUGGCGGUGGACACUACAGUGUAUUGGUGUGGGGGUAAGGAUCAAGGUCAUGGUAAUCGCGCAGGGGCUACGGUGUGGCGAGUUACGGGACAUGCAGAAGGGCAGGCGGGCCUAGCUGGCGGAGGGUCAGGGGUUGGUUGUACAGGGUACAGGGUUUAAUGAUCAGGCAGUGAUGACCCUGACGGUGGACCCUAAGGUGCGAAGUUGUAGAGGUAAGGUUAUGGUAAUCGCAGCAGGAGUUACGGUGUGGUGAAUGGAUGGCGAUGGAGAAAGGCAAGCGUGUACAGCUGACGGAGGUUCAGGAGGACUGAUAAGAGUUGAUAAAAGCGCAGCUGGAAAUGAUGAAGAAUUUAACCGUGGACACUAUAGUUAAACUGCGGUUUGUCACUGACAAGAAGCCGAGCACUUCAUUGACAAGUAUCAACACACAACAACCACACACUUACACACACCACACAUGUAUUCUAUCCUUUUACCUGUGAACAUCAAUUCCGGCUCAGACUGUCAGCCUACGAGCUGUGGAUACAUGUAUGUGUGGCACGUCAGUAUCCGACAAAGCUACACGUGGACACUACAAUACAUCAGAUAUACACGAGCGACCACGAACUUCAUACAAAUUAUUGACGGGUUGUGGGAGCAUGUGCGAUGUACUGACGCUCCCACGUGGCUGGACAGAAGAGCGUUGCCGUAUACUGCACACCCCGCCUAUGCCUUUGGCACAGUGUCACUGGUGUUGAAGCAGCAUUGUGGGCCGAUUCGCGGCCGCUCCAAAAUGGAGAUCUGAUCGCCCGCCCGAAGUAUCGGUGGAGUGUAUGAGUAUACAUGCACAUGUGAGUAUAUAUGCACGUGUACCAAUCUGCCAACUUUGUCCGCACAGCUGCAAGCGUAUGAACCGCCAAGCGUGACCCCCCCCCCCCCCACCACACAGACCCCACCUGCCGUUAUCGUAUGAGAAGUGCUUUGCAAACAUCCGCGCACUCAUCUCAGCACAAAUCGUGUGAGAUUAGAUUCGUGCGUCCAGCGUUUAGCAUUGGGCAUCAGACGUAUGGAGGAUAUCGAGACAAUUUGAGACAUAAGCUGCAGCGGUGUGCGUGGGGCCGGGUUUGCUUGGUCUAUGGCCUACCUAUCUGGGCUUCAGCGCACCGAUCCUGGAUGGGUGCUGCUGGGUUGGGCGCGUGCACAAGUGUGUGAUAGUACCCGUGGUGCAAUCGUGCGUGUACGCUCACCCGUCGCCUGCCACUGUACGUCGAGUGCACAGAGACGUGCGCGUGGUACCUUUUUCUCCACUUAAACACCACACUUCUGUGGAUGUGAUCGUCUACAGCCUCGGGACGCCAGUGUUCUCGUGCAUCGCACAUGCCAAUCUCUAGCAAUAGACAAAUUUGCGUAUUUUUCCUCGAAAACUGUAUGUGGGCUGUGGUUCCGUUUCGAGAGCACUUGCAUUUGUUUUUCCUUAUGAAUUGAAACUCAUGAUUCGUCCGAAGACCUAAACCCCUUGAGGCACAAGUCCUUGUGAGUGUAUCACCGAACGCGUGCGCAGCCCCAGUAGCGACACACACCAAUAUGCAAGGAAAUAUGUAGUGGUCAACUGAUUCUUAGACAUGGAAAGGUGACAGUAUAAGCUGAGAUUCUACGCGAGAGUGGCGGGAGACCUCGCCGAGUGUGCGGCACACACCCACAUGUACGGAAGUAUGUAGUGGCGUACGGAUUGUUAGAAAUGAAAAGGUGACAAUAAAAACUCAGAUACUACACGA
Sphaeroforma arctica JP610 is the source of this 4137-nucleotide messenger RNA. RefSeq lists its product as hypothetical. The record is from RefSeq and is a predicted model, not a curated record. Lineage: Eukaryota; Ichthyosporea; Ichthyophonida. Bases 272 to 2227 code for a protein of 651 amino acids. The transcript has 5 exons.